Molecule: messenger RNA, 2140 nt
Organism: Pieris rapae (cabbage white)
Lineage: Eukaryota; Metazoa; Arthropoda; Insecta; Lepidoptera; Pieridae
Exons: 4
Coding region: 186-2000 (604 amino acids)
Molecular function (GO): calmodulin binding
Source: RefSeq, a predicted model, not a curated record
CGGUUGCCCCGGUUCUCGACCUUCACGAGACGUCGUCUGUUGACCUUGAGGAUCAGGAAAAAUCAAUAUCGGGUCAUCAUCGUUCGAGCGGGUUACGUCACCUAGACUACCGAAAGCAAACAACGCAACAAGGCUCCGCUCGUCUUUUAAGACUGGAACUGGUGUUGUCGCUGCGUUUGUGCAAAAUGAAUAACCGCAGAUCUCGAGUGUAUACGGCCCCCGUCCCGAAAAUGCCACCCGGCCUGCUGAAGUUAAUGGAGGGGCUGAGCGAGGACGUUUUGAGAAAUAAACCAUCCGAUAUUUAUGAGUUUUGUGCGGACCACGUCCAGAAACUGCUGCAGAUCCGAGAUGACGACAGACAGCGAAAAAAACCCACGUCUUUGGAACAGAAAAUAGCAAAAGCUCAGAAUAUAAUAAGGGAAAGAGCUAAACAGCGGCGCAAAUGUUACGAAAAAAAUUAUCAAACAUUUCUAGAAGACAACGAGACGCGGCCAGCUCCCGACGUUGUGAAUGAUGAUACGGAAGAUGCGUCGGUUGCGAAACGCGAGAUGGUUCAGGAUAAUCUCCCCGCAUAUACGUCUCGUCGAGAAGAAAUAACUCGGGAAUUAUUUGAUAAUAAUAUAACAUAUCCGAACAUUGUGUCUGGCGAAUGUCGUGAGCGCCAACUUGAAAAUAGUAAUUCCAAAAAUAAUACAUUUAAUGAAAAUGAAUGUACGUCAGAUGUCUCCGGAAACCAAUUAAUCAAAGGUGCGGUAGUUGUAAGCCCUACCGUUAUUGAAAACGCAAACGUUUUAGAUGAAGAAUUUUGUUCAACAGAUGUAAAAAUUCAUCAUAACUUGACGAGUCCAGAUUAUAGCGCGUCGUCAGGAACCAUUGAAAAUAUUGAGUUGGAACCAAAAAUACCUAAAGAGUUUCCUCUUUCUCCGGAUGACGCUGGAUCCGCUCGAGAGGAUAAUUUCGAAGGCGUUAACUUCUCUGAAGAAGCGGAAAAGAUAAGGGUAUGCGAUGAAGAAGAUGCUGCGUCUAAUGUCCUAGGAGCUCAUCACCAGAUGGAUCUCGAAACGGCAGCUAUAACGAUUCAGAAAGUUUUUCGAACUUUCCUCUUCAAAAGUAAAACUACCAGCUUAGAUGAUGCAACAAACGUUGACAUCAAUCUUUUUAUUAAAGAGAACGAUUUGGAGAAUAAUAUUAAUAUGACUAAUAAGGAACGUCGAGGAAUCAGUAGAAUGGACACCGUACUUCAAACUGUUAACGAGGAGAAAUCGUUGUCAUUAUCUACAGAUGAUUCUUCUACUUUGUCAAGUGCGGCGACAAUUAUUCAGGCGCAUAUAAGGGGGUUUCUAGUUAGAAAUAAAUUUAACGUUAACAAAACCCAUUCUUCUACAGAGUCCAUGAUAGAUUCUAAAGACUUUUCUGGUACGUCCUUGGAAAAAAGUAACGAUCUACAAAAGACGAAAACCGUUUUAAAUAUUCACAUUGUGCCUGAAAAAGAUAAUUUCCCAGGGAGAGAUGAGAGUUUCGCGACUUCCAUGGAUUUACCUAUGGACGAUAGCCUCCAUUUACUAUCUUCACACGCUAGUUACGAUAUCGUCGAACGCCGAAAACAAUUGAAGCGUGAAGAUGCCAUUCAAUCCGUCACACCGCCGAGCAAUACCAGUAGCAGUAAACUCAGCGAAGAUAUGGACUCUGUCAGGGAACAAGUUGCCUGCGACGAAGCCAAAGGCUCAGAGGGUUUCAUUGAAUAUCAAAGCAAUGUAGAGGCCCACGAAGGUCAAACCGCAGUAGAAAUAGAAAAUAACGCGAUCCAACAUUCUUUGGAAAAAGAUGAUGAAACAGUGAACGAUCAAGAUAGUCGUAGCCCGUUAAAUAUCGACAGCGUUCAUAAAAUUCAACGUGAAUGUACUGAAACUGGCAGUUUAAAGCAUUCCAGUGAGUUUCAUGAAGUGAUAUUACCCACAAAAGUUACCAGAAGUGACACGUCUGUCGUCCGUGGUGAGUGAAGACAUCUUUUGUCAGAAUUUAAUAAUGUGUUUGCAUACCUUCUUCUCUGGGAUUACACAUAAAAAGGAAGAGUGUGAGAUUUACUUAUGCACGCUACUAAACUUUCUUUUUAUUACAAAAAAUUAUACUAUUAGCAGUA